AUGGGAGCAGAAAACGAGGUGAUAGGAGCUUCAUCAGAAGUUCAUGGUCGUGAAUCAGACAUAGAGCUCAUUGGAGGUGAGAGGGUACCUCAUAGUGGUCCAUUAAGUGGACCUUUGAGCAAAAGGGUUGGAAGGAAGAGUCCCCAGUUCAGUGUUCCUGAAGAUGGAAGCAGCAGUGGAAACAAAGCAGAGGAUGGAGACGAAGGAACCUAUGUUGAGGUCACAAUGGAUAUACAAGGAGACUCUGUUGCGUUACACAGUGUUAAAACUGUUGCAGGUGGGAAUGUUCGUGAAGAUGAGAGAUCGGGUUUGCUUGGCAAAGGCCUUGAGAAGAAAACAUCUUUUGGUGCUUCACUUGUGCGUAAUGCUUCUAUUAAGGUGAAGCACGUAUCUCAGGAACUGAAGCGUUUGGCUUCUUUUUCAAAGCCAGCAGCACCAAUGAAACGCUAUGAUAGGACUAAAUCUGCGGCUGCUCAUGCUCUUAAGGGACUCAAGUUUAUCAGUAAGACUGAUGGUUGUGCAGGGUGGGACGAGGUUGAGAAGCAAUUUGAUAAGCUUACUGAUAGCACAGAUGGCUAUCUUCCUCGUGCUCUCUUCGGAAAAUGUAUAGGAAUGAACAAGGAAUCUGAGGCUUUUGCAUUGGAGCUGUUUGAUGCACUCGCUCGGAAGAGAGGAAUUCAGGGAGAUUCCAUUAACAAGGCACAUCUGAAGGAUUUCUGGGACCAGAUUUCCGACCAGAGCUUCGAUUCUAGGCUUGGAACAUUCUUUGACAUGGUGGAUAAAGAUGCAGAUGGCCGAAUCACCGAGGAAGAAAUCAAAGAGAUUAUCUGCCUUAGCGCCACUACCAACAAACUCACGAAUAUCCAGAAACAAGCAGAAGAAUACGCGGCUUUGAUUAUGGAAGAACUAGACCCAGAAGGCACAGGAUUUAUCAUGAUAGAACACCUGGAGGUGCUAUUGUUGCAUGGGCCUGAAACUUCUAAAAGGGGAGACAGCAAGUACCUGAGCCGAAUGCUAAGCCAAAAGCUCAUGCCUACCUAUGACAACAAUGUUGUUAGGCGGUGGUACAGGGACACCUCAUACUUUUUACAGGAUAACUGGCAGAGAGCUUGGGUAUUGGCACUGUGGAUGGGUGUGAUGGCGGGUUUAUUUGUCUACAAGUACAUGCAGUAUCGAGAAAGGGAGGACGUGUAUAACGUAAUGGGCCAUUGUGUAUGCAUGGCGAAAGGUGCAGCGGAGACUCUAAAAUUGAACAUGGCUCUUAUUUUGUUACCUGUUUGCCGAAACACCGUCACCUGGAUCAGGAAUAAGACGAGGCUAGGUGUUGUAGUUCCUUUUGAUGAUAAUCUCAACUUCCACAAGGUGAUAGCCGUGGGAGUAACAAUUGGCGUUGGUAUACAUGCUAUUUAUCAUCUUACUUGUGAUUUCCCUCGCAUUCUUGAUGCAAGUGAUGAAAAGUACAUGUUGGUGGCGCAAUAUUUUGGACGUAAACCCGCUAGUUAUUGGCAUUUUGUCAAAUCAUGGGAAGGAGUGACAGGGAUUAUAAUGGUAGUGCUAAUGGCAAUAGCAUUCACCCUGGCCACCCCUUGGUUCAGGAGAGGCAAAGUGAAGCUACCCAAACCCCUUGACAAGCUCACCGGUUUCAAUGCCUUUUGGUAUUCCCAUCACCUCUUUGUCAUUGUAUAUGCCAUGUUGAUAGUGCAUGGAGUGAAACUUUACCUGACCAAGAAAUGGUACAAGAAAACGACCUGGAUGUAUUUGGCUAUUCCUAUAAUCAUCUAUGUAUUGGAAAGGUUGAUUAGAGCACUCAGAUCGAGCAUCAAGCCUGUGAGAAUAUUAAAGGUGGCUGUUUAUCCUGGAAAUGUGUUAGCAAUUUACAUGUCAAAGCCUCAUGGGUUUAGAUACAGGAGUGGACAAUUCAUGUUUGUCAAUUGUGCUGCUGUAUCUCCGUUUGAAUGGCAUCCGUUCUCCAUAACCUCAGCCCCCGGUGAUGACUACCUCAGUGUUCAUAUUCGAACAGCAGGUGACUGGACUCGGAGCCUAAAAGCAAAAUUCUCAGAGGCAUGCCGACCUCCCCCAGAUGGGAAGAGUGGACUUCUAAGAGCUGAAUGCAUGCAAGGAGAUAGCAUUCCAAGCUCUCUUCCUAAAGUUCUGAUUGAUGGACCAUAUGGAGCACCAGCUCAAGACUAUCAGAAGUAUGAGGUGGUUUUACUAGUGGGAUUAGGAAUUGGAGCUACCCCAAUGAUCAGUAUAGUGAAGGACAUAGUUAAUAACUACAAGGCGAUGGAAGAAGAGGAGGAGAUGGCGUUAGAGGAAGGAGCAAGUGGCAAAUCCCAACACAGGAAAGCUGGGCACAGUGAGUUCAAAACUAGAAAGGCCUACUUCUACUGGGUGACUAGAGAACAAGGUUCUUUUGACUGGUUCAAAGGGGUAAUGAAUGAGGCAGCUGAAGCAGACCAUCGUGGAGUGAUUGAGCUCCACAAUUACUGCACCAGUGUCUAUGAAGAGGGUGACGCACGCUCUGCUCUUAUCGCUAUGCUACAGUCUCUAAACCACGCAAAGAAUGGCGUGGACAUUGUCUCUGGCACUCGCGUCAUGACUCACUUUGCCAAACCCAAUUGGCGUAGUGUGUACAAGCGCAUUGCGCUUGCUCAUCCACAAGCCCGGGUUGGGGUGUUUUACUGUGGAAUUCAGGCGCUCACCGUAGAGCUUCGCCAAUUAGCUUCGGAUUUCUCUCACAAGACAACCACGAAAUUCGACUUCCAUAAAGAGAAUUUCUAAAAGAGAGCUGUGGGAAUGAUCUGGUCCUUCUCCUUGAUGAUGGGCUACUACCUCAGUGUACAGUUUUUUGUGAUGGUGUAUAUUUCUUUGUAAUCUUUAUCAUAAUAUUGUAACCAAGGAAGAUGUGGGAUUAAUAAACAAAGCUGUGAGUUGGCCGCCUAAAUCAAAAGGUGCGUGGUUGGAUGACUAUGGCAUCAGUGCGUCAGCGUGAUGCGUAUGUGGGUGCUGUCACUACAGUACUACGGAAACAAGUCCAAAUAGCAAUUCUGCGAAAGAGAUUGGAGGCUUGGAGCCCCUGCAAAGAGAACAAGGGGUUGGGCGAAAUCGGAUACGGAGCAUAUAGCAAUCGGAAUAUACCCGACUAAGGUCUUUUUUCGUCAUCUAAGGCUAUCAAAUGAUAUCCUCUGCUUGUGAUUGGGAAUUAGUUAAUAAAUUAAUAAUUAAUUCCCGAAUCUAGAUGAAGAGUGUUGCUUGAAUGUUAGAUCCAAUAUAGUACUU
Molecule: messenger RNA, 3279 nt
Organism: Neltuma alba
Lineage: Eukaryota; Viridiplantae; Streptophyta; Magnoliopsida; Fabales; Fabaceae
Product: respiratory burst oxidase homolog protein C
Exons: 12
Coding region: 1-2781 (926 amino acids)
Cellular component (GO): plasma membrane
Molecular function (GO): calcium ion binding; NAD(P)H oxidase H2O2-forming activity; peroxidase activity
Source: RefSeq, a predicted model, not a curated record